Colletotrichum karsti is the source of this 3126-nucleotide messenger RNA. RefSeq lists its product as uncharacterized. NCBI's taxonomy places the organism in Eukaryota, Fungi, Ascomycota, Sordariomycetes, Glomerellales, Glomerellaceae. The record is from RefSeq and is a predicted model, not a curated record. The transcript has a single exon. The coding region runs from base 1 to 3126 and encodes 1041 amino acids.
AUGACUGCCGCCGCGAACUUGAACCACUCAUCUACCAUGGCGCGACCUGCCGAUUACAGCUUUGGUUCUCCCGACAGCGGUCUGGGAGGGCAGAGAACAUUCAAAAAGCACAAAGUGCUUCCGCACCCAAAGAGACGAGCCGAAAACACGCGGUCCUACGACGAUCGAUCAGCACCCAGGAAACAUGACCUGCUCAUCAACAACUUACCCUCCCAGUUGGAUGCGCCGCAACGCACCGGCUCACAGACGCUCAGACAUCAGUCACGACGGAUAAGCAGCGGCCCGGAUCUGCCUCCUACGCCGCCUUCACAUUCACGAACCUCUUCCAGCAGUCACUCAAUCCCAACCCCGAGCCCAGCCCCCGACGAAACUGUGUCGCAAACACCAACCACUCCAACGCGUGCGCUCGCGACUCCUCCAAACCAGAAGAGCCCCCCCACUCCGGACGUAACGCCUCCCCAGCCUGUGACGAGACCUAAGGUGGUUCGACCGAUUCCGAUGGACCGCACAGUCUCGAAAGCUACCACCGCCGAGUCGCGAGCCGAAUCUUUCAGGACCGCCAGAGAAGACCCAUACUCUUCCGAGGAAGUUGAUGAAGAAGAUCUGCAGUCGACUGUUAGGCCUGACGUGCUGUCGGCGCGAACAUCUCAGAACACUGUUCGACGGGUUUCCGAAUCCAAAGCAAAAACGCCUCCUCCAGUCGGUCUUGGUUUAGGUCUUGAGUCUCCUCCGGAGGACGUUCCGACACCAAAAGCAAAGGGCGACUUCGCCGCUUUUGACGGGGAAUGGGUCUUGGACAAAGAAGUUGAGCAAGAGUGGGACGAUAAUUUGGGCAGAAGCGUCACAAUCAGGAAGAGACGCCGCAAGGAACCCGAGAAAGCGUCAGAGACGGGGCACGAAAACCCGGUGCGACGCAGAGGGCCACGCCGCAAAGUUGAAAUUGUCGAGGAUCGUGUCGUAACACCUACAAACGCCGCAAAGGCGGUUCGCGCCAUGUCUCGUCAUGAUCGAGCUGCGUUUUAUGCGCCCAGUGAAAUUGCUUGGCAGAAUCGUUCAACUUCGGAGACAUCAGUCAACGCAGAUUCUCGCAGGCUCUCAGGCAUGUCCGCCAAAUCUACCAGAUCCAACGCAUCAACAAUUGUGGAGGCAAUAUUGGUUGACGCUCCCGCUAUCCCCCAGAGGCGACAGACGUUGAGGCAUGUGCGGAAGCAAGGUACACUGAGGGAUUCCUGCUCCGACCAGUCUCCUGCUAGCUCUGCCGCAAACUCAUCUUUGCAGUUCGACGAUUCGCCGAGACGCUCAAGGCCGUUGGUCCGCCCCACGGAAAGUCGCAACAACAGUUACGCGUCGAACACGACAUUCAACUCGAUCUCGAGCGGCAGGGCUCGUCGGGAAAUUUGGAAGAACGGCGGUAUUCCAGUGGUAGUGGUCCCGGAUCGCCGAUCGUCAAAGUCCAGCAGGGAGCCGUCGCUCAGGUCUACCAGCAGUCGCCGAUCAAAGCGAAGCGCGAGUUUGAAUUCGACAACUCGUGCUAAUGGGUCGAGGACGACUCAUGAUCUGCCAACCCCUAUCUUCGAUCGGCCCGGCCGAAGAAGUCGGACCAUGUCAGAGUCGGAUGGCUCUGAUCAACGAACAAUCGACUACCCUCCGGUUAUCCCGAAGCGGUCUUCUUCCCUUUCCGCACCGACCAGUCGCAACACCUCUCGUGCAGGCUCCCUCACUGCAGAGAGCGUAAAGGCUCAAAGCGCUCUGUUCAACCAAUCAUCUGGACAUGAAAUGAGAGCACCCGCCCUGACCCUUCAGAGGGCAACAUCCUCGUCGACUGACAAUAGCCACCGGCACCGGGACCACAAACUCAACGUUGACGGACACGGUGAUCCAUUCUUUGGCAAACGAUUGGACGCACAUAACACCCCCUUUUCUGCGGCUUCGGUGGAGACCAACGGCACUACCCACGAGGUAUCUGAAGCAAAGGCUGUGAGCCUGUACCCGCACCAGAAUUCCUCUGUUCUUGUUGUGAACCACUCGACCAAGCCAUCGGAGAGCUCAGUAUCAUCUCAAACAGACCCGGACCUCUUGAAGGCGCCUCAGCGACCUACGAUCACGACCACUGGACCAGACGGCGAAGGACCUGUCACGCCCCCUCAAGGGCAGCGUUCUAUGGACGACGUUGACUCUCCUCUGCGCAAUCCUCGUGCGGCGCCCCCCGUGCCUCCUUUCAUCCCUCCCGCCAUCCAGUUCAUUCCUGCAACACCAUCCGGCUUGACGCCUAACCACGAGAGACAGCGCAACAUGGGCAACUAUUUUGAGGCUAUGGAAGAUGAGGAGCCCCGGCGAACAAUGUCUAUCGUGCGAAGGUUGUCUCGGCGGAGGAACUCGGAGACUCAUCCGCCGAAGAGCGCCAGACCUGGACUUCUCACAAGGACUCUGUCUCUUACAAGAAGAGGAUCGCUUUCCAAAUCAUCUCACAAGGAAGAAUCUUUCGAGGAUGCACCAUGCCUUUGCCCCGAAUGCCAAGAGCCUCCUCCGGAGGACGACCGGCUUCAUCCUCACUGGCGCCCUGCCUACUCUGAUCCGGAAGAUGAUGCCUGGGAGAGAGAGAUGGAGGACGAACCUGGCAGCCAGGUCUACCGAUAUCCUCCAAUCGACAACCGACCGAGCCCGCGCAGAAGGAUCAGCGAACGCGUGAAGAAGACUUUUGCUAUACUACCCAGCCGUGACGAGGAAAUUUCGUACUCUCCACCGACUCCUACCGAGCCAGAGAGACGGACAAUCCGCCGAACAGACAGUGGCAGUCUGCGUGUUAUGAGACGCCGGAGCAGUUUGGAUUCUCUUCGAGAUCAGAACGACACAAGGGAUAACGAGGAACGAUACUUUCCAAGGGACGAAGCCGCUCCGAAGAGGAAGAGACGGUUUUCAUUGUCCGGCACUUUGGAAGGAUUGCAGAACAUUCCCCGGCAACUCAACGAGCGCAAGCGUGAAAAGCGGACACAAGAGUUGCGCCAGAAGAUCAGCGGCCCGCGAGAAGUGAGAGAUGGCGUGGGCGACGUGAUCCGCCGCAAUACUUAUCGCGAGGCCCACCAACAAACGCACCAACAGACGCCCUCUCCGUCGACCAACUUUUGA